AGAGAGAGAGAGAGAAAGUAAUCGAGUGAGAAAGAGAAUGAGAGAGAAAGUGACAUAAUAUUGAGUAAAUCGAAUCAAGGAGUCGCCAUCUUAUCAAAUCGCUUUUUGAUUAACUUUCAUUCACUCAUUAACGAACGUUCAAAACAGGCCUUAAACGGGUCUGAUUGAAUAGCGAAAGUUUUUACAAUAAUAAACACAAUUAACGGUAAAAAGUUUCUUCUAAUUUCUCCAAUUUUCUAAUCAAUUGACUUUUCCUUACAUUUUUUUCCUCUUGUUUUACUUUACAAUUUAAAAUCAUCACAGUUAACAAAAUACAAUCAUAUUGAUUUGAAAAUCUAUUUAAUCGUCAACAUAAUCAGACCAGCAAUUAAGGUCUAAACUUUUGUUUGUUGUUUAUUUUUCGUUGUAACGAUAAAUACGUUCGAUAAGUUUUUUCUCGUGAAAUUUUGACCAACAACAAUUGCGAAUCAUCAUCAGCGUAACUUUUGUGUUCGUGUAAUGAAACCAAUUAAAACAAAUGUCGCCAUCCUUUUGGCCUUGGGGCUUUGUUGUUGUCUCGUAGUGGAUUCAUUGAAUUCAUCAUCAACCGAUAGCAAUAAUCAAACAUUGAGUCCAACCGAUGAGAGUGAGUCCAAUGAAUCAGGUCAACUUUUAACAUCUCAAAAAGACCAACGGACUAAAAAUGAAAACAUCGAUGAUUUAACCAGAUUAGUUAAUUUAACCGAAAUCAAUAGUGGUAAUAAUUUACCUUCCAAUGACAGUUUCAUAAUCGAUACAUCAGCUGUUGAUUAUGAAAUAGGUGAAGAUGCAAGUCGAUCAUCAAUGACCGCAAUUGAAACAGGUUCAAUUAGGAAAAUUGAUUCAGAUGAUGAAUUUAAUUCAUCCGAUUUAUCAACUUUAGACUCAAUCGUUACCACCAAUGGUUCCCAAGUCACAGGUAAUUCCGACCCAACAAACGAAUCAGGUAACGAUGAAAACGAUUACAACGAUUCGUCAUCUUCCUCAUCAUUAUCUUCGUCAUCAGCCCAACUAUCGGCACCAUCUUCGUCCUCUCCGUCAGUUAAAUCAUCCACCGAAUCGGAAGCUCUGGAAAUGCUCCUCAAUUUCCUCAAAGAUUCCGUCGGUAAAAUGUUAAAAGCCGCUCUACCAACGAUAGUUCAAAGCGGCAUGGAGGCCAAUGUAUCCGCUCAGUGUGCCAAUAGUUUCAUGGUGCUGACCAGUGGACUUCAACAAGGAAAAGACUGGGCUUUCAGAAUGUUGGAUUCUUCCGGUAAACCUCCAAGCGGAAUAUUGGAAGGAACUCUAACUGAUUUUGGUUCUUUCGAGCAAUGUAUCGACUUGAGGGUUCCAUCAAAUGAUCCAUCGGCACCCGGUGAAAGAGAUUAUCUUGAAGGUCGAUACUGUGUAAUGGACAUUAAAGCCGCUCUUGAGGAAAACGUUGAUGUAGCCAGAAGACCAAGUAACAUACCAGAAGACUCAGUUGUUUGGAAUAGGGCACUUAGGGAAUUCUGGUCACGUAAUAGUCUUUUAUCCUUCCGUUAUGGUCUUUGUAUACCAUCAGCUUGUCACCGAGAAGAGAUCACCGAGCUUGCCAAUUACCUCGCUGAACCAACAGGUAUGGAAGUUAAUGUUAAUUACUGUCAAACCAAAAAAGGUUGGAAAAUUGAUAAAACACAAAUAACAAUAAUAUCAAUUUUAUCGGCAAUCAUGAUAAUGGUUAUAAUUGGAACAAUAACAGAAUUAAUUCUAUCACAUAAAAGUGAAAAGAAAUUAUUUAUUGGAGAUGAAAGAUCAUGGAAACAUUUUAUUCUCGCCUUCUCCUUGAAACGAAACACAAAGAAACUUCUCGACGCUGGUAAGAAACCUUAUUCUUCACCUUUGCGACAUCUUGAUGGGAUCCGAUUCUUUUCCGUCCUAUGGAUCAUAAUGGGCCACACCUAUUUCUAUACCGAUUUUGUCCAUUACCACCAUUACCGUCGACUUAAACAUAUCCAAGAGAUUGAUGAUGAUUUUAUAUUCAUGCCCAUCGCUAAUUUUACUCUUUCUGUUAACACUUUUUUCUUCAUCAGUGGACUAUUGGUUGUCUAUGCUAAUUGGAAGAAAUUAACUGUCUCCGAAGGUAAAAUCAGUAUAACUGAUUUCUUUAUCCAUAAAGUAUGGAGAAUUUGGCCUCCAUAUUUGGCUACCAUUGGACUUGUCAUGAUCAUGCCACUUAUCGGUUCCGGUCCAUUGUGGCCUCAGGCUGUUGAAAAUACGGCUCAGCUUUGCAGGAAAAACUGGUGGACCAACAUUCUCUUCUUGAAUAAUUUCCUCGCACCAGAUCAAUUGUGUCUUCUUCAUACCUGGUUCCUUGCAGCUCAUAUGCAAUUUCAUUUAUUCUCAGCCAUCAUUUUGUAUAUUCUUUACAGAUUUCCCAAAUUGACCAUUUUGUUACUCUCAUUCUUUACCAUUCUUUCUGGAAUUGGUGUUUACAUUUACACAAUAAUCAACAAUUUAAGAUGGCCAACCGUAAUUGCUGACGCUGUUUUCACCGAUUACACUCAGCGUAUAUUAACUUUGUACAUUAUGCCUUACAAUCAUCUAGGAUCUUAUUUAGUGGGCAUUGUUGGAGGUUAUUAUCUAGUUAAAUAUAAGAAUUCAAUGAUCUCAACGAAAACCCAAACCAUUGCAUGGAUUGGAUCGCUUUCAAUGAUGAGUUUAAUUAUCUUCGCACCUCAUUCAGCAUUUGCCGGAACCAUGCCAAGCCUCACAGAAGCUGCUGUCUACCUGAGUGUCCACCGUACAGCUUGGGCGAUCGCCCUUGGGUGGCUCAUUUUCGCCUGUUCAACUGAACGAGGCGGUUUCAUCAACUCUCUCCUCUCUUGGAAUGCCUUUGGUCCACUGAGUAACCUCAGUUACCUCGCUUACCUUGUCCACCCUCUGCUUAUGCUUUUCCAUACAGGAAGAACUCGAGAAAGGGUUUACUUUGGUCACUACGAAUUGUUUAACAUCUUCCUUGCUCGAACAGUGAUGGCGUUUUUCUUAGCCUACAUACUCUAUGUGACAGUUGAGCUUCCCUUUGCUGCUUUGGAAAAAUACAUUUUCCACAAGAAACCAAAAAAUAGACCGGAAACAGUAUCUGAAUAUCGUGCCAACGCUAUUGGCCCAGUUUUCGCCAUUGUCGGUAAAAACAUCCCCCACUUGACCAGCUCUAAGAAAGUGACAUCCGAUUCUGUAUAAAGACAAAAGAGAAAUCACCUAUUCUCAUCAUUGAUUGUUCAUAACAAUUAACAUCCAGAACUCGAUAUAAAUCACAAAAAGCUUAACAAAGUUUCAAUUAAUUGGAUUUUAAUUAGUACACAACUUUAACCGAAUUCCUAACAAUUGGCUUCCAAUUGAUUAAACUGGACACAAAACAUUUUGAUUAACAUUUAAUUAUCAAAAUAAUCACCAGUCUCAAUAUCAUCAUAUUAAUCAAUCUAUUAAUUAUUAUUAUUUAAUAGAUCCAUUUAUUGUUAAGUUGUUUUUUUUUGGUGAAAGCAAACAAUUAAUAUUAUUUUUUCCAAUUAAGGAAAUAAUUUAAUCAUUUUCUGGGUCCAAAUAUCUAAAAAAACAACAACAAUUAUCUUCAAGUUUUUAUCCGAUUGGAUUUUCAUUAUGUACAUUAUCAUCAUCAUCAUCAUCUUCAUCAUCGUUAUCAUCAUCACCUUCCCAACACCGGAAGCCAUAUUAACCGGAAGGUUUAUAUCUUAAUAUGGCAAAAGGAAACUUCAAUUGAUUGAUAUAAAAAACGCACAAAUUUUACCUAAAUUAUUAGAUUGCAAUCAAUUA
Molecule: messenger RNA, 3810 nt
Organism: Panonychus citri (citrus red mite)
Lineage: Eukaryota; Metazoa; Arthropoda; Arachnida; Trombidiformes; Tetranychidae
Product: nose resistant to fluoxetine protein 6-like
Exons: 14
Coding region: 499-3219 (906 amino acids)
Molecular function (GO): acyltransferase activity, transferring groups other than amino-acyl groups
Source: RefSeq, a predicted model, not a curated record